GUGGAGGAGGAGAAGCAGGAGGAGCACGAGGACGAGCGGGAGAAGGAGCGGGAGGAGGAACGGGAGAACGAGCAGGGGAAGCAGCGGGAGAAGGAGAAGCAGCAGGAGGGAGAGCGGGAGAAGGAGGAGGAGGAGGAGAGGGAGGAGCAGCAGGAGAACAAGCGGGAGCGGGGCUAUGGCGGGAUCUUUGUCACGUUGUUUGGCGGAGGAGCGGGAGGGGGAGGAGGAGGAGGAGGAGGAGUGGGAGGAGCGGGAGAGGGAGCGAGAGGCGUGGGAGCUGUCUCUUAUACACAUCUAGAUGAAGGGAGAUCCCCAGCCCCCGUCCACCGGCCUGAGCUAAAGCGAGAUUUCAGAUACGAGGGUUUAGGGUUCAGGGUUUAAACAGAAGGGAGAUCCCCAGCCCCCGUCCACCGGCCUGAGCUAAAGCGAGAUUUCAGAUACGAGGGUUUAGGGUUCAGGGUUUAAACAGAAGGGAGAUCCCCAGCCCCCGUCCACCGGCCUGAGCUAAASCGAGAUUUCAGAUACGAGGGUUUAGGGUUCAGGGUUUAAACAGAAGGGAGAUCCCCAGCCCCCGUCCACCGGCCUGAGCUAAASCGAGAUUUCAGAUACGAGGGUUUAGGGUUCAGGGUUUAAACAGAAGGGAGAUCCCCAGCCCCCGUCCACCGGCCUGAGCUAAAGCGAG
This is a messenger RNA of Chara braunii, 682 nucleotides long. The record is from the annotation of a GenBank genome assembly. NCBI's taxonomy places the organism in Eukaryota, Viridiplantae, Streptophyta, Charophyceae, Charales, Characeae.